Molecule: messenger RNA, 321 nt
Organism: Entamoeba dispar SAW760
Lineage: Eukaryota; Evosea; Mastigamoebida; Endamoebidae
Exons: 1
Coding region: 1-321 (106 amino acids)
Source: RefSeq, a predicted model, not a curated record
AUGAAUAAUACUGUUUAUAAAGUUUGUUUUUAUAGAAACAUGAGAAUUCUUUUAUUUAAUUUAAUUGAAGUUAGUUUUUAUGUAUUAUUUAGUUAUUCUCAUAUUUUUUUGUUUUUCAUUAUGUUAAUAUGUUGUUUAUUUCAUUUUGGUCAUUUUACCUAUCUUUACAUCUUCUUUAUUUAUCUUUUCGUUAAAAUGAUUUCACAUGGUAUCAUCAUUAUCUCUUAUUUCUAUAUAAUUUUUACUUUCUCAUUCUUUUAUUUUACUUUUAUUAUUAAUUAUCAUCAUUUGUUUUUCAUUUUCAUUAUUGAUUGGAAUUAG